AUGACGGCCACUCGAGAGCCAAACCUUAUCUGCGAGGACUUCCUGCUCGACUUGCAAAUCUUAUGUCUGGUGAUUGGGACAACUGGUGACUGUAAUGGGAUAACUAGUGACUGUGACGACACAACUAGUGACUGUGACGACACAACUAGUGACCGUGACGACACAACUAGUGACUGUGACGACACAACUAGUGACUGUGACGACACAACUAGUGACUGUGACGACACAGCUAGUGACUGUGACGACACAACUAGUGACUGUACCGACACAACUAGUGACUGUGACGACACAACUAGUGACUGUACCGACACAACUAGUGACUGUAACGACACAACUAGUGACUGUAACGACACAACUAGUGACUGUGACGGGACGACUAGUGAUUGUGACGACACAACUAGUGACUGUGAUGACACAACUAGCGACUGUAACGACACAACUAGCGACUGUAACGACACAACUAGCGACCGUAACGACACAACUAGCGACUGUGACGACACAACUAGCGACUGUAACGACACAACUAGCGACUGUGACGGGACGACUAGUGAUUGUGACGACACAACUAGUGACUGUGAUGACACAACUAGCGACUGUAACGACACAACUAGCGACUGUGACGACACAACUAGCGACUGUGACGACACAACUAGCGACUGUAACGACACAACUAGCGACUGUAACGACACAACUAGUAACUGUGACGGGACAACUAGCGACUGUACCGGGACAUCUUCUGAGACGUCGGGCAGAAGAAAACGUGCCCGAUCAAGGCGGGCAGCGACAGUCCGCUAG
Procambarus clarkii (red swamp crayfish) is the source of this 795-nucleotide messenger RNA. Its product is annotated as cysteine-rich, acidic integral membrane protein-like. Lineage: Eukaryota; Metazoa; Arthropoda; Malacostraca; Decapoda; Cambaridae. The record is from RefSeq and is a predicted model, not a curated record.